AUGUUUCUUGUAGACGCUUGGUCCCCAUUUCAAUUGGCAGCUGUACAACAAGAGAGAAAACCUCCUGAUUCUGAAAAGAAGCUUCCUACAACCAUGGCAACGUCCACUCAAAGAAUUUACAUCCGAAAAGAUCUGAACAGCCCAGCUGCUGCAAUUCCAAACUUCACUAAUCGAAUUUCAGAAAUAGAGGAUGAAGAUCAAAAAUGUGGUGAUAAUCUUCUUGCCAACCUCCAGGAGCGACUGAUCCAUACUGACCAAGGAACUGUGGUCCUGAGUUCUACUCUCACUAACUCACAAAAAGGCAGCAGUCCAGCUCCAAGUCUUAUUUCAGAUCUAAGCACACUUGCUAGUGUAGUUACUACAUUAGCAUCAAUGGGAAAAAAUAGUGGGCAGGAACCAGAUUCUGAUCCUAACAGUUCUGCAGCGACAACCACUCCGACUACCACUAGCAGUAAUGGUCAUUUAUCGUCCCCAAGUGAGAGCACAGAUUCAGUAGUGAAAGCCUUUGAUACAUUAGCUCGAGCAGUCAACCAUCCACAGUCACAAAAACAAGAAACGCAGAGUGAACCUGUUGAUGCGGAUGAGCCAUUAUUGGACAUAGAAGGUAACUUGUUGACCUCCCAAAAUUUCCAGUUCAACCUGAACACACCAUCACCAAUGCCUGCCUAUCUUAAUGUGCAGUACAUCUGUGAAAGUGCAUCACGACUUCUUUUCCUUUCUAUGCACUGGGUGAAGUCAAUACCAGCCUUUCUUCUUCUCAACACAGAUGUGCAAAUGUUGUUGGUGAGAAACUCUUGGUGUGAGAUGUUUGUCCUUGGUCUUGCCCAAUGCUCACACUCAAUGUAUCUGCCUACAAUUCUGGGUGCUAUUCUCAAUCAUCUGCAAUCCCCUAUUGCAUUUGAUAAGAACAACAGUGAUAGAGUAAAACUUGUCACUGAUCAUAUCAUGAAAUUGCAGAGUUAUGUGCAAACAAUGGAAAAUUUGGAAGUUGAUGCUACAGAAUUUGCUUAUCUUAAAGCCCUCAUUUUAUUUUGUCCUGAUAACACGUGCACAGACAGCAAACAAGUAGAGAAAUUUCAAGAGAAGGCCCACACUGAAUUGCGCAGCUAUAUUCAGGAGUUACACCCACAAAACCCUGACAGACUUUGUAAAUUGCUUCUACGUUUGCCUGCCUUACGCUCUGUUAAUCCUAGUAUAAUGGAAGAACUGUUCUUCUCUGGUCUGACUGGGAGUGUACAAAUUGACAGCAUAAUCCCACACAUUCUACGAAUGGAAACCGCUGAAUAUAACUCCCAGAUGGUUGGGCAGUGUGCACCUGAAGUCACUGUGUCUUCAACAGACACAGAAGUAUCUGCCAGUACAAACUCUGUCACUUCACUGCCUGAAUCCCGGGCAUCGUAG
Acanthosepion pharaonis is the source of this 1401-nucleotide messenger RNA. The record is from the annotation of a GenBank genome assembly. NCBI's taxonomy places the organism in Eukaryota, Metazoa, Mollusca, Cephalopoda, Sepiida, Sepiidae.